GGCCUCCCCUUCUGGGCUUGGCGCUGGGGCAAGGCUCAUAGACGCCCGCGUAGCAAUCCUCUCGCUGUCGCUAUGGCCCAGCCGGGAACACCCGCGUAUAGCAGCCCGAACAGAACUGGGCAGCCACCGCCACCGCAGCAGCAGCCGUACAGCAAUGGUCCUGUGCCAGGUUCAUUGAUGAAUUCAUCACACUUAUCAGAUGGACAGGGACAUAAUUCUUUGGUCCCAAGCAUGUAUACUCAGCAAAUUACAACAAAGAAUCCUCUUCUUGUAUCCUCUGGACAGUAUAGCCAUGGUACAUCUUGGAAUGUUUCAUCUGGUCAAACUCUUAAUAGAACCCCAGUGGGAUCUUCUCUGACAGCAUCACAGCCAAGACCUGUUGCCCAAAUGCCUUCUUCAUUGCAGAACUCAGCUGCUAUAUCAACAGCUGCUAUAUCAACUUCUGAUGGUAGUUUUUAUUCUGGAAGUAAUCUCUCAGCAAAUUCAAACUGGCAAUAUGCGCAGAAUCCUUUGACUCAACCAGCUGUAAGAUCUCAACCAAAUCAUUUUGCUCAUACAACAACUUCACCUUUGUUGCCAUCAGGGAAUACAAAUUUGCCCACAAACUUUCAUUAUGUUUCUUCUGCUGGUGGUCCUCCAGUUCAAAACACCUAUACAAGGCAAGGUACUGUUCCACUGCCAGCUAAUCAGUUAAAUUAUUUGCCAGUUCAACCUCCUUUAGGACCUUCUGCAGUUGGAAAUCCAGUCUAUACACAUCCCUCUGCUCCCCCAUUAGCUCCUCCCCUAGCAAGCACUGCAUCCCAAGCUGUACAGAACUCAGCAAGUAUGCAAGAAGGUGAUGCUACAUGCACUGCUAAUGAUGGAUUAUCAGUCCAGAACAAUUACGAUGCAAUAGAAGGAGGUGGUUUCCUGGCAACCCCACAUACUCCUGCUCCUCAAAAUAUGAAAGUGAACAAACAUGUUGGGAGUACUUAUCCCAGCUUGCCCCCAGGCUACCAAAAUGCCUCUCUACCUGGAGGACCAAGAAUGCAAUAUCCAGGAGGACCUCAACAAUUCCCUCAGCCUGGCUUGGGAGCAAAUACCUUAGCUGCAUCUAUGGGUGGACUAAGUCUUCAGCCUGAAGGAUUAAGACCUGUCAACCUUCUUCAAGAUAGAAAUAUUCUUCCUGCAACCCCCUUGCAGGCACCCGUUCCCAAUUUGCAUGAAGAUAUUCAGAAGCUCAACUGCAAUCCCGAGUUGUUCCGGUGUACCUUGACUAACAUUCCUCAGACUCAAGCCUUACUGAAUAAAGCCAAACUUCCUUUGGGGCUCCUGCUUCAUCCUUUCAAAGAUUUAUCGCAAUUGCCUGUGGUAACCUCCAGUACAAUUGUGAGAUGUCGUAGCUGUAGAACAUAUAUCAAUCCUUUUGUCAGCUUCCUUGAUCAAAGGAGAUGGAAAUGCAACUUGUGCUACAGAGUAAACGAUGUUCCUGAAGAAUUUAUGUAUAAUCCUGUGACAAGAGUUUAUGGAGAGCCUCAUAAAAGACCUGAAGUUCAAAAUGCCACCAUUGAGUUUAUGGCUCCUUCUGAAUACAUGCUACGCCCACCUCAGCCUCCUGUGUACCUCUUUGUAUUUGAUGUGUCUCAUAAUGCAAUAGAAACAGGAUACUUAGACACUGUCUGCAAGACUUUGUUGGACAAUCUAGAUCUACUCCCAGGGAAUACUAGAACAAAAAUAGGCUUCAUAACAUUUGACAGCACAAUCCAUUUCUAUAGCCUCCAGGAAGGUCUCUCACAGCCUCAAAUGUUAAUCAUUUCAGAUAUUGAAGAAGUGUUUAUACCCAUGCCAGAGAACUUAUUAGUAAAUUUAAACGAAAGCAAAGAGCUGAUUCAGGAUUUAUUGAGAACUUUGCCUCAGAUGUUUAUUAACUCUUUGGAAACCCAAAGUGCUUUGGGACCUGCACUACAGGCUGCCUUUAAACUUAUGUCACCUACUGGGGGUCGGAUUACCGUCUUCCAAACACAGCUUCCAUCUUUAGGAGCAGGUGCACUCAAACCUCGGGAAGAGCCUAACCAAAAAGCAUCUGCAAAGGAUAUACAUCUGACACCAUCUACUGAUUUCUACAAAAAAUUGGCCUUGGAUUGCUCAGGACAGCAGGUUGCAGUUGACUUGUUCCUUCUUAGUGGGCAGUACUCUGACCUGGCUUCAUUAGGAUGUAUAUCAAGGUAUUCUGCUGGUAGUGUCUAUUAUUAUCAAGCUUACCAUCAUCAACACAAUUCUCUUCUGGUGGAGAAAUUACAGAAAGAACUGAAACGAUACUUAACUAGAAAGAUUGGCUUUGAGGCUGUCAUGCGGAUAAGAUGUACCAAAGGCCUUUCAAUUCAUACCUUCCAUGGCAACUUCUUUGUACGGUCAACAGAUCUGUUGUCUCUACCUAAUGUGAACCCUGAUGCAGGAUAUGCUGUACAAAUGUCAGUGGAGGAGAAUUUGACAGAUAUGCAGGUGGUCUGUUUUCAGUCAGCCCUCCUGUAUACAUCUAGUAAAGGUGAAAGAAGAAUUCGUGUCCACACACUGUGUUUACCGGUUGUAAGCCAGUUGAGUGAUGUUUAUUUAGGAGCUGAUGUACAAGCUAUUACAGGCCUUUUAGCCAAUAUGGCUGUUGACCGGUCAGUUUCUGCUAGUUUGAGCGAUGCCCGAGAUGCAUUGGUGAAUGCUGUAAUAGAUUCCCUUUCUGCAUACCGCUCCUCUGUCCUAACCAUUCAGCAACCAGGUCUUACGGCUCCUGCAUCAUUGCGUCUGUUUCCAUUGUUCAUCCUGGCUCUCUUAAAACAGAAAGCAUUCCAAACUGGGACAAAUACCCGUUUAGAUGAACGCAUCUUUACAAUGUGUCAAGUGAAAAGCCAGCCAUUAGUGUACCUCAUGCUUAUUAUGCAUCCCAGUCUGUACAGAAUUGACAAUCUCACAGAUGAGGGGGCCCUCAACAUUGGUGACAGAACAAUACCUCAGCCACCCAUUCUUCAGCUGUCUGUCGAGAAGCUAAACCGGGAUGGGGCUUAUCUUAUGGAUGCUGGCUCUGUCAUGUUCUUAUGGGUUGGAAAGAAUUGUGGACAGAACUUUAUAAGCCAUGUCCUUGGAGCCCCAAACUAUGCAUCUGUACCACAUAAUAUGACACAUCUUCCAGAAUUGGACACAGCUGAAUCGUCUAGAGUGCUUGCUUUUAUUUUCUGGCUAAGGGAGCAAAGGCCUUUCUUUCCUAUAUUGUAUAUUCUAAAGGAUGAGAGUCCGUGGAAACCAAGUUUCCUACAAAACAUGAUAGAAGACAGAACAGAAUCUGCAUUAUCAUAUUAUGAAUUUCUUUUGCAUAUUCAGCAACAAGUGACUAAAUGAACUCCUCUCUUAAAUGGUUCAUCUGCUCAAAGGAAAUGUACCUCCGUGCAGAACUCUUGUUCCUGUAAUGCUCCUAUAAGUUGUUGGCUGGGUGCAGUUGAUGAAAAUCUCACUGUGAUUCCCCCUCUUCCCCCCCCCAAAAAGAAAAAGAAAAGCAAAUAAAGGACCACGGAAUCAUUAAGUACACUAUUGUGUAGUUGUACAUUAAAACUUUAAAAUAAAUUUGAACAUGUU
This is a messenger RNA of Python bivittatus (Burmese python), 3600 nucleotides long. RefSeq names its product SEC24 homolog A, COPII component (gene SEC24A). NCBI's taxonomy places the organism in Eukaryota, Metazoa, Chordata, Lepidosauria, Squamata, Pythonidae. Gene Ontology annotation, biological process: intracellular protein transport; endoplasmic reticulum to Golgi vesicle-mediated transport; COPII-coated vesicle cargo loading. Gene Ontology annotation, cellular component: COPII vesicle coat; endoplasmic reticulum exit site. Gene Ontology annotation, molecular function: zinc ion binding; SNARE binding. The record is from RefSeq and is a predicted model, not a curated record.